Molecule: messenger RNA, 1344 nt
Organism: Ruditapes philippinarum (Manila clam)
Lineage: Eukaryota; Metazoa; Mollusca; Bivalvia; Venerida; Veneridae
Exons: 7
Coding region: 91-1344 (417 amino acids)
Molecular function (GO): DNA binding
Source: RefSeq, a predicted model, not a curated record
UUGAUGCUUAACUGUUGAUUUCAUAAUUAUUAUGUAAUUAUUAUUUUAUAAUUUUACAUUAUAGUUAACAAGAAAGAAUUGGAGAAGGAAAUGGAAACCUUGAUAAAAGAUGUGAACUCCAGCAUUCUGGUUGAGUCUCAGAAAGAAAAAAGGCACAAAAGAAGUAAAGAAGCAGAAACAAACAGUGCUCAGUCAGAAAAGCAAAAGAAAGCAGCUGAGAAAUUAAAAGAAAAGGAAACACAGAGAGAAGUUUUGAAGAAGAAAAAGGAAAGGCUAAUUGCUGUUAUGGACAGUGAACUGUCAGAACCGCAGAGAUCUCCUAUUCAUAGAACAGCACAUGUCUCGCUUUUCUCACCAAGAUCUCCAAGGAAAUCACAAACAACUGAAGCAACAGUAUUUGAAUCCCCAUUAAGAAGAUCACCCAGAUCAACAACUGUAGCAUCAGUGUCUCAAUCACCACUGAGAAGGUCACCCAGGAAAACCUUGGCAUCACUUAAACCAGUCUCUCCUUCAUUAUUUGGUGAUAGUAAUCAGUUUCUGUCACCAUCACCUCAGUCAUCACCUGCUUCAACAGAAUCUCAUUCUCUUUUUGAAAAUGUCAGAACAGCUAAAACUCUACCAAGGUCAUUGUCUUUUUCUGAAAAACCAGUAGUCAAUGCAAAAGGUCACCCAACAGUUGCAGCAAAACAACCACGAAACAGAUGUGAGUCUUGUGAAACACUCCGGCAAGAGAAUAGAGCACUUCGGAGCCAGAUUGAAGAACUUUUAGUGAAAUCUUCUCUGAAUUCUGAAGAGCAAAUGGCCAGUCAACAGUAUGCACGGCCUCCUGCUGGAGUGUAUGAUGCAGAAUUUGCUUCCCAAAAUGGAAUGGAAGAAUUAUUUCCUGCAACUAAUGUGUUUCUACAUAAAGACCAACACUACACAUCACUUAAUAAGUCAACAUCCAGUCCACAGGGAGGGAAAGACGGGAAAAGAAUAGCGAGAUAUUUACUGACUGUGUUUUUCACAACAGAACAGCUCCAGCAGAGCAGUCUUACUGAAUCUGAGACCUCCCUCUACCGUCCGCUCAACCAACAAAUUGUGGAAGCCAUUAUUGCCUUUUCUGUUUACAACUCAGAAACACGAAGGGGGGAUAUUAUGAAGGCAAUGCGGUCAAGCCUUACUUCCAAACGAUGCAAAGCAAAAAAAACAACUAAAGUGACAUUUUGUAGUGGGGCUUUAAUUGUACUUUUUACUCUGGGACUUAAUCUGUACUUCAACAAUAUGCUUCAUGUGUGCUUCAAAGAGAAGCUUCAUGUGUGCUUCAAAGAGAAGCUUCAGAUAUUGGAGAAUAUGAUGAUAUAA